AUGCAGAAAGCUCGACCUCCCCCUCCUCCGCCCAAGCCCAAGUCGCUCUCGUCAAACCCAGCAGUGUCUCAUCCCAAUUCCCACAGCCGCAAGCGCGGCCUAGGAUGGCCUUGGGACCAACCCAGCACGCACUUCGCCCUCUACCGACCGUACGCCACGUCGGGCAAGAUCUCCUGGGUCUUCAACUGGGAAUGCUGGGUGCCGGACUCCGUGCCGCCCGAGGUGGAAUGGAUUCCCUGCGUCCGCACCGCGGCCAACGCCAGAGACCAACUCGACCCGUUCCUGACCGACAUCAUCCAGAACCGAGGGAUCAAGACCUCUGCGCUGCUGGGGUUCAACGAGCCGGAGAUCGCAGACCAGGCGAACCUCCCCGCGCACGAGGCGGCCAGGCUGUGGACGGACGUGGUCCUGCCCGUGAAGCGGAAGUUCAAUCUCCGCCUGGGCAGUCCCGGCAUGAGCAGCGACGUGUCGCGGAGCAAGCCGUGGCUGAACUCAUUCCUCUCCGUCCUGGACGGGAGACACGAGAUUGAUUUCCUGGUGGUGCACUGGUACGGCCCGCGUUUCGCGGACAUGAGGGCCUUCUUGGAGGAGAUGCACGCCACGUACGGCCUGCCGCUGUGGGUGAACGAAUUUGCCUGCUCCAAGAUGGGCGGCGGAGAGGCCAGCGUCGAGGAGGUCGAGGCUUUCAUCAAAGAGGCGGUGCCGUGGCUCGACGGCUGCCGCUGGGUCGAGAGGUAUGCGUACUUUGGGAACAAAGACGUCGGCACCUGGGUUGGCAGAGCGAGCAAUUUCACGGAAGAAGCCGCCCAAGCGACGGAUACAGGGGGAAGCCAGCUGACGAGAGUGUCAAGACUCUACUGCGAGCUUUGA
Cladophialophora immunda is the source of this 870-nucleotide messenger RNA. RefSeq lists its product as uncharacterized. Gene Ontology annotation, cellular component: fungal-type cell wall. The record is from RefSeq and is a predicted model, not a curated record. Gene Ontology annotation, biological process: fungal-type cell wall polysaccharide metabolic process. The coding region runs from base 1 to 870 and encodes 289 amino acids. The transcript has a single exon. NCBI's taxonomy places the organism in Eukaryota, Fungi, Ascomycota, Eurotiomycetes, Chaetothyriales, Herpotrichiellaceae.